Trichoderma gamsii is the source of this 1401-nucleotide messenger RNA. Its product is annotated as flavin containing amine oxidoreductase. The transcript has 2 exons. NCBI's taxonomy places the organism in Eukaryota, Fungi, Ascomycota, Sordariomycetes, Hypocreales, Hypocreaceae. Bases 1 to 1401 code for a protein of 466 amino acids. The record is from RefSeq and is a predicted model, not a curated record. Gene Ontology annotation, molecular function: oxidoreductase activity.
AUGGCCUCCAGCCAGCCGGAUGGCCUGUCGGAUGGCCAUGACCAAGAGACCACUACCCAAGUCAUCAUCAUCGGCGGAGGACUGAGUGGCCUCCAAGCUGCUCAGGAUCUGCAAGAAUCGGGCGUGUCUUGCCUGAUCCUGGAAGCUCGUGAUAGAGUUGGCGGCAAACUGUGGUCGGUCCCCUUGGGUAAAGGAUAUGUCGAUCUUGGCGGCGCUUGGACGAACAACGAGAACCAGCCCAAGGUUACGGCGCUCGCUGAAAAGCUCGGGCUACAAAUGAUCAGGCAGAAUAUUUCAGGCGACUGUAUUCUUGAAGACUAUGGAAGAUUUCCCUACGGCAGCGAUCCGCCGUUGUCUAGAGAAGACAAAAUAACCCUCGCGGAAGUUAGGGCCCGCGUAGAAGCUCUUUGCCACACAGUCACCAUCGCCGACUUUGACCAGGUUCUGGCCGAGUAUGGCCACAUGAGCAUGGACGAGCUCAUCAUCUGCAUGGGCGCCACCGAUACUGUGCGCCAAAUUGUCAACAUCUGGACUACGGCCAUGUUGGGCGUUGAGUCGACCCAGAUCAGCUCAAUAUUCUUCUUGCACUACUGCCAGGCUGGAGGGGGGCUUCUUCAGAUGCGCUCCGACGACGCAGGGGGUGGCCAGCAUCUACGUUUCCGGAAUGGAUCACAGUCACUGUCUAACGGGCUGAGAGAUGGUCUUGAACCAAACACCGUCAUAUACUCUGCGGUUGUGGAACGAAUUGAGCAAGAUUUGCGCAGCGGAUGUCGAGUUACAACACGAGGCGGCAGGAAAUUUCGCUGCGAGCGCGUUAUUUGCACGGUUCCAAGUCCUUUAUUGAAGCAGAUUACCUUUUCACCCUCGCUAUCGGCAGACAAGAUCUGGCUCAGCACUCACAGCAAGCUCGGAUUUUACGCCAAAGUGUUCCUCAUCUACACGGAACCUUGGUGGCGCAAGCUCGGUCUCUGUGGUCUGUCACAGGGAUUUCAUGGACCCGUAUCCCUGACGAGAGAUGCUUCAAAUGACCAAGAUGGGCUGUAUGCUUUGAUCUGCUUCGUAGUAGGUCAAAGGGGAAGAGAGUGGGCGCUGAAAGAAGAGCCCGACCGCUUGGCAGAGGUGAUUGCUCAUGUGGAUCGCAUUUACGGGGUGAAAAUUCCGCGUCCUGUCGAGACCCGAGAGCAGAUAUGGAAUCAAGAGGAAUUCUCCCGGGGCGCUCCUUGUCCUGUGGUUCCCGCUUAUUGUUUGAGGAGCUUGAGUCAAGACCAAUGGAGGCCAGAAGGAUUUAUCCAUUUUGCAGGGACAGAGACCAGUACUGUUUGGAAGGGGUAUAUGGAGGGAGCUCUAACUUCGGGUAGCAGAGCAGCAAAGGAAGUUUUUGAUAUCCUGUCUACAAGUUAG